ACUUAUAACAAUUCUCUUUGCUUUCCUUCGCUUCCCUUGCCUUUGUUUAGCUUCCCUUCCCUUCUCUUGUAGUAAACUCCCAAACACACCAUAAUAAAUGCUAAAUUUGCCCCAAAUUCUGGUGAUUUCGCCAUGAAAGCGGCGAAGAAAUCAGCGGUGCUGUAUCACUACCCGUGCCCUGACGGAGCUUUCGCAGCCCUAGCGGCCUAUCUCUACUUCAAAGCCGCGUCUUUGCCCGUCGCUUUCUUUCCCAACACUGUCUAUGAUCCCAUCAAGGCUGGGAAUCUUCCAGUGGAUGAGCUUAGUGAUGUUUAUCUCCUAGAUUUUGUUGGACCUUCUGGUUUUGUUGCUGAAAUAUCUACAAAAGUUGAGAGUGUGACAAUCCUAGACCAUCACAAAACUGCGUUUGAAGCUUUAUCUGGAAAUUCUUCCAUUGGCUCAAAUGUGACUAAGAUAAUCGAUAUGAAGAGAAGUGGGGCUACAAUUGCCUAUGACUACUUCAGAGAAAAGCUUUUUGGAAAAACUGAUGUUUCAAGAGUGGGUGAUAGUGCUGGUAUUGGAGUUAACUUUGUUCCAGAUAGUGAUCUUGAAAGGGUAAAUAGGCUUUUUAAAUUUAUUGAAGAUGCAGAUCUUUGGAGAUGGGCGCUCCCACUUAGCAAAGCUUUCAACAGUGGUUUAAAAGAUAUGAAUAUAGAAUACAAUGUGAAUUUGAACAAAGCUUUAUUUGAUCAGCUAUUUGCAUUGGAUCCUGAGUAUAUCAUUAGUCAUGGGCAAAAUACACUGUUGCACAAGCAAGAGUUAAUAGAGAAAGUUCUGGAGCAGUCUUAUGAGAUUGUACUUGGAAGUGGGCGCUUUGGUCAUUGCUUGGCAGUUGAUGCUGAUUCCAUUUCAAACCUCAGGAGCGAGCUAGGAGACCAGCUAGCCAAUAAGAGCCGCAAUCUAAAAUUGAGCUAGUUUGACUUGGAUUACAAAAGCACUCAAGGUGUGGUUUCAUCUAGAGCUUAGUGCAUUGUAAAUCCACCUGUGGAUAAUUUCUUCAUGGAAAUUCCUCAUGAUAUGUUCAUUGAAGGUGAACUUUAAACCAGUGAACUGUUUCAUCUCAUUUAUGUUGCCUAUCAAAUCUUUCUAUGCUUCAUUAUCAAAAUGCCUUUUCGUAGCAAUUAGUUAUUUCUUUUUACCUUUAAAUUGAGAAAGAAAGAAUUAAAAGCAAUCAAUUUGAUAUGGUAUAACUAAUUGUUGCCUGUAAAGGGCAAAAAAGGAAGAAAAAGAGUUGAUCCUUAGAAGACAGACCGAAGCUCAAGUAAGUAUUCGACACUAAUGCAUAUCAAGUGCGUAGAAGACUGGCAUUGAAUAUCAAGUCCAUGCAUUCAAUCAUAAAAAGAAUCAAAAUAAGACAUUGCAAUUAAUGAUUGUAGCAAGAUAGACUUGAACUCCUAAGCUCUAAAAUUUUAUCUUUUUCUAAACUUUUAACAAGCAACAACUACCAUCAUGCAGUUAUAGUCAAAAUCUAUAUUUUAUGUGUACUUUGGUGACAACGUAGGGCUAAAAUCGAACUAAAAUCAUCUAGCCAUUUUACCUAGGGACAAUCUCCAAUAAAUAAUAAUAAUAAUAGGGCAAUUCUUACUGAAAAUUUUACCUACUAAGCAAAUUCAACUUUAGUUCUCCAAUAUUUGCCCUCAAAAGAAGAUUGGUUGGGAGGGGGGGGAUUUAUAAAAGGACUCACUGUCACCAAGGAUUGCUAUUGUCGCCUCGCUGGAGGAGAGAUUAGGGCUCACGGGAGAAUUUAGCCAUGGAUCGAUUGAGGGAGAGAGAUAGGAUUAGAUCUAGGGUUAGAGAGGAGAGAGGAUUGCUCCAGGGGA
Molecule: messenger RNA, 1859 nt
Organism: Asparagus officinalis (garden asparagus)
Lineage: Eukaryota; Viridiplantae; Streptophyta; Magnoliopsida; Asparagales; Asparagaceae
Exons: 6
Coding region: 133-954 (273 amino acids)
Source: RefSeq, a predicted model, not a curated record